Molecule: messenger RNA, 2564 nt
Organism: Xenopus tropicalis (tropical clawed frog)
Lineage: Eukaryota; Metazoa; Chordata; Amphibia; Anura; Pipidae
Gene: abcb10
Product: ATP binding cassette subfamily B member 10
Exons: 2
Coding region: 108-2240 (710 amino acids)
Biological process (GO): transmembrane transport
Cellular component (GO): mitochondrial inner membrane; membrane; mitochondrial membrane
Molecular function (GO): ATP hydrolysis activity; ABC-type transporter activity; ATP binding
Source: RefSeq, a predicted model, not a curated record
UGUUGGAAGGAGUCGGCCGAGGUUAUAAGUAGCAGCCAUGUUGGGAAGGUCAGAAGUGUGAGGGAAGCGGAGCCGGGAGUUGGGGAGUGGGAACCCGAGCCCAGGACAUGCUGAGCGGCGCCUUGCUUGGAGUAUCCGUGAGGAGAGAAUGGCUGCUGCACAAGCUCCCGGGGCGCGUGGUCUCCAGGGUAUACAUUGGACCUAUGUGCAAAACCAAAUCCCAGCAAGGACCUGUUGGCCGGCCUGGAACACCAUUCUGCCGGCAGACAACGCGGACUUACUGUUCCCUGAGACUCACUCGGAAUCAGACGCUGCGGCUGGGUCUCCCUCGGGCCCUUAGUCACGGGGCAUUGUGGACUAACAGGUGGCGUUGGUACAGCAGUGCCACCUCCUCGCAAGCUGCAGGCACCAAGGAGGAAAAGCCCCCCACUACAGGUAGGAAAGACCUGAGCUCACAGGACCUGAGGAGGCUGCUUUCCCUCGCCCACCCGGAGAGAUGGAGGCUUUCCGCUGCCGUGGGAUUCCUGACCGUAUCCAGCGUGGUCACCAUGUCCGCUCCAUUUUUCCUCGGGAGAGUCAUCGACGUCGUCUACUCCGAUCCCACCGGAGACUUCUCCUCCAGCCUGACGUCCCUUUGCGCCUUUCUGAGCGGCGUCUUCCUGUGUGGCGCCGCAGCCAACGCCGCUCGCGUCUACCUCAUGCAGACCUCGGGGCAGCAGAUUGUGCGCAGGUUGCGCUCCUCCCUUUUUGCCUCCGUUAUGAGACAGGAGGUUGGGUUCUUCGAUAAAACCCGAACUGGAGAACUGAUCAACAGGCUGUCCUCCGAUACCGCUCUGCUAGGCCGUUCCCUCACCGAGAACUUGUCAGACGGCCUGAGAGCGGUGGCCCAGGCCUCCGUUGGGGUGGGAAUGAUGUUUUAUGUGUCUCCUCAGCUGGCUGCCUUCGUUCUGGGUAUUGUGCCACCCCUUGGCAUCAUGGGCGUGAUCUAUGGCCGAUAUUUAAGGAAACUGUCCAGACUGACGCAGGAUUCCCUGGCUGAAACCACCCAGCUGGCGGACGAGCGUAUCGGCAGCAUUAGGACUGUCCGUGCUUUUGGGAAAGAACUUCUUGAGAUGAGGAAAUAUGACCACAAAAUAGACCACGUGCUCCACUUGGCGCACAAAGAGGCUCUGCUCCGCUCUGGCUUCUUUGGACUUACUGGUCUGACUGGGAACCUCAUUGUGCUGGCAGUGCUGUACAAGGGGGGACUGCUGACCGGCGCGGCGCAGAUGACAGUCGGAGAGCUCUCCUCGUUCCUUAUGUAUGCCUUUUGGGUGGGGAUAAGCAUCGGCGGCUUGAGCUCCUUCUAUUCGGAGCUGAUGAAAGGAUUUGGGGCGGGGGGCCGCCUCUGGGAACUGCUUGACCGGAAGCCCAUCAUGCCUUUCAACGAGGGCUUGGAGAUACAACCAUCAGCCUUUAAAGGUGCCCUGGAGUUUCGGGAUGUAAGCUUCUCUUACCCCAGCCGGCCCGACACCAACAUCUUCCACGGACUCAACCUUUUUGUCCCUGCGGGGUCAGUCAUGGCGGUGGUGGGCCCAAGCGGCUCGGGGAAGUCAACUCUUGUUUCUCUCCUGUUGAGGCUCUAUGAUCCCCAGGUCGGGGAGGUUCAUAUAGACGGGUACGACGUGCGCCAGUUGAACCCGCUCUGGCUCAGGUCCAAAAUCGGCACCGUGAGUCAGGAACCAGUGCUCUUCUCCUGCUCCAUCUAUGAAAACAUUGCCUACGGUGCCGAGGAGCCUUCGGCGGUCACGGAAGCAGAUAUCCGCAGAGUGGCCAAAAUCGCCAACGCUCUGGGCUUUGUGGAAAGCUUCCCCAAAGGAUUUGAUACGGUCGUCGGGGAAAAGGGGGUGUUGCUUUCCGGGGGGCAGAAACAACGGAUCGCCAUUGCCCGAGCGCUCCUGAAGAACCCCAAGAUUCUCCUCCUGGAUGAGGCCACCAGCGCUCUGGAUGCCGAGAAUGAGUAUUUGGUCCAGGAGGCUCUAGACCGACUCAUGGAGGGACGGACUGUUGUGAUUAUUGCCCAUCGCUUGUCCACCAUCCAGAACGCGGACUCGGUGGCGGUUCUAGAUCAGGGCCGCGUGGUGGAGUGCGGAACCCAUAAGGAACUGCUGGCAAACAGAGAGGGAGUCUUCAGCAAACUGAUGGACAAGCAGGCCAUUCUACUGCAGGGCCACCAACAGCGCAUCCAGACCCUUCAGUGAGGGACGGGGCAGUAGGAGAUGUGCCCGACUGGGUAUAUCCGGAAAGUCCCAGCAUCCCCUGGGAGCAGAGGGCACGGGUGGUGGGAGCUGUAGUAGAACAACUGCCUCAGAUGGUAAAUCCGUAGUACAAACACCUGGGGUAUUAUUGCUAUUUACAAGGUAAAGAAGCUGCACUAUGUUACUGGCACACUGGGAAGGCAAAAUAUGUGCCCAAAAGUACCCUGGGGGGGGGGUGACUCAGUACAACGGGGUGUAAAUACCCUCAUAUGGGCAGGAACUGCCUGCUGGGGGAGUAAUCAGGAAUAAAGUAUUUUAUGUCUCUAA